Staurois parvus is the source of this 487-nucleotide messenger RNA. NCBI's taxonomy places the organism in Eukaryota, Metazoa, Chordata, Amphibia, Anura, Ranidae. The record is from the annotation of a GenBank genome assembly.
UCAUGCUGCUGCCAGGUCCAGAGUCUCUCAUGGGUCCCUGUACGGCCUCCCAUUGCUGCUGUCUCCAUCGCCACACUCUGCCAUGUGCCACUUUCAGGUCUCCUCACACUGCUGGCGUGUUCCAUUUUUUGUCAUAGGGUGCUGGCAGAUUACGGGCCUCCCAUUGCUGCUGCCAGGCCCGUAAUCUGCCAUGGGCCCCUGUACCGCCUCCUCAUGCUGCUGCCAGGUCCACAGUGUCUCAUGGGUCCCUGUACGGCCUCCCAUUGCUGCUGUCUCCAUCGCCACACUCUGCCAUGUGCCACUUUCAGGUCUCCUCACACUGCUGGUGGAUUCCAUUUUUGUCAUAGGGUGCUGUAUGGCCUCCCAUUGCUGCUGCCUCCACCGCCACACUGUGGCUCCACACUCUGGUUUUGGCCCCGUGACUGCACAAAUGAGUGAAGUGUGUGGUGAUUCUAAGAUCGACGGCACUCAUCUGCAUGUCAUACUG